This is a messenger RNA of Purpureocillium lilacinum, 747 nucleotides long. RefSeq lists its product as uncharacterized. Lineage: Eukaryota; Fungi; Ascomycota; Sordariomycetes; Hypocreales; Ophiocordycipitaceae. The record is from RefSeq and is a predicted model, not a curated record.
AUGAAGAUCACUCAGUCCUUCGCAUACAGCGGAAUCGCCGCGCUUUCUCUCUUCUUCAAUCGAGGAGCUGCGCUUGACCCCAAUUGCGCACCAGGCGGCAACUUCGACCUCUCCAAAUGGACCCUUCAGCUGCCCACCGGCUCUCCGGGCAAGCCAGAUAGCAUCUCGGGCUCGAAGCUGCAAGGUUGCAACGGCUACACCAGCGAUGUGUUCCUCACGGACAAGAGCACCGGCGCCAUGGUCAUGAAAGUUUCCGGGUCACCGUCAUCAACUGGCUGUGUUACUACCCCAAACAGCAAGCACUGCCGGACCGAGUUGCGCGAGUCGAACCCGCGCAGCUUCGACCCCACGAGCUCUGUCAACCGCCUCGCCGCCGAUGUCAAAGUGACCAAACACGGCGGUGAGAUCUGCAUCGGCCAGAUCCACAUUGACGACUCCAUCUCGACCAAGCCGGUUGCGGAGCUCUAUUAUAACUCGAAGGGCGACUUGAACAUGGGCGUCCAGCAGUGCCGCACUUGCACCCAAAAGAGGACGUAUAUCGACAACGUACCCAGUGGCCAGCGUCUCACCUAUGAAAUCCGCUACGAAGGCGGCAAGCUUUCCGUAAAUAUAAACGGAAAGGGGUUCAAAACUCUCUCGACGUACGACCUUAAUAACCCGAAGAGCUACUUCAAGGCAGGCAACUACAACCAGGGUGAAGGGGCAACAGAGAUUCAGUUCUUCAAGCUCACGACGACUCAUGGAUAG